Messenger RNA from Colletotrichum fioriniae, 708 nucleotides. NCBI's taxonomy places the organism in Eukaryota, Fungi, Ascomycota, Sordariomycetes, Glomerellales, Glomerellaceae. The record is from RefSeq and is a predicted model, not a curated record.
AUGCAUCUGGCCAUUGGGGGUUUCGACGUUCCCCACAAGCCCAAUGACAAUGUCGACGUUUAUCCAUUCGCGAACGGUGACAUGGGCGAGAACGAUACGGCAGCAUUUGACCCGGUCUUUUUCUUCCACCACUGCUAUAUAGACUACAUGUUCUGGAAGUGGCAGGAUACUCACAACAAGUCCAAACAACUGGACAUCAUACCUGGCCUCAAAGGCACAGAGGGACUGAGUCUAGACACCCCUCUGGAUCCAUUCACCAGAGAGGAUAUUACGCCCGGGGAUACGCGACCGAUGACAUCCAAUGAUGUCACCAACACAGCUACUCUUGGGUACGAUUAUCCCAGACCGAGGGGUCAUUUCCAACUCCCUGGACCAGACCUCAGAGAAGGACCCAAAAUCACGGCGACUGGCAUCAAUCGCGCUCGAAUACGCGGUUCCUUCGUGGUUUCGACCUGGGCCAAGGGCAAGAAUGGCCUGCCAGAUAUGCUUUUGGAUACGAAAUCGGUUCUCAGUCGGUGGGAUGUCGGAAGCUGCGAUAAUUGCCAAGACUAUCUCGACAUCAAAUCGCACCGGAAGCUGUACGGAUUUUCGGACGAUGAUGCGCUGGACAUGGAUUUCUAUGCGCUGGUACAUACUAGAGACAACCCUGAAGGGGUCGACACUAUUGAAGGCAACAAGAUCCAGGCCGAAAUUUUGACAGCACAGUGA